UUUCCAUCCUCCGAGAGCGAUCGACGCGAAUACGCGCGGCGCGCCGUGAGCCGCCAACUUCAAAUUGUUCCUAACAUGUUCAUCUCUUCACAUCUAUAAGUGAUGCGAAAAUAAGUUUCGGACUUUAGCCAAUACGAGCCCGAUGAUUGGCGGGCGAGGUGACCAUGUGGGCAUACAUCAUCGCGGCCACGCGCGGGGAUUCCCGUCACUCGAUUCAGAAGCGGGACGCCACAGCCAACGCAGCCGACGAUCAUUUGUACACCAGGUACCGAGAUGGCAAGGUAUUCGCGGUGUCCACGGCUCCGCGAGCUACCCCCGGCCCGUCAGGGCUGAACACAAGGGAAACCAGCUGUAGCUCCCGGUACUACGCCAACCAGUCUCUGCCGCAGACCUCGUCCGCGUUGAACGUGCAAAACGAGUACAGGAACCAGAUGGAGGAAGGCAUCGAACCUUUUGAAGAGCAGGCGACGACUGAGGCGAACACUGGCGCCAACUGGUUUCAACGCCACCUGGCGAGACUGACGCGAAACCUUCGCUGCAGGAUCAGUGGCGAGCGUCGGGUCAAGCCUCCAGAUGCCUUCCUGGACAAAUACUCUGCUCAGACCUUCAAUGAUCCGCAAGAACCUCUGUACCAAGCGAAGAGGUCCAAAUUACUAUGUGGCCUGAAGCUAGCAUUCGAUCCUACGAUUCCUGCACAUUAUCAUUGGCUGGCGGUAGUCUCGCUGGCCAUCCUCUACAACGUGGUUUUCGUGAUUGGUCGAGCGGUGUUCUGGGAGCUGGACAACCUCACACCGAUGUGGUUCGUGCUUGACUACCUCUGCGACACCAUCUAUCUCAUCGACACGGUCGUGCACGUGCACGAAGGUUAUUUGGAACAAGGACUCAUGGUAAAGGACUCGAAAAAACUUAGACAACACUAUCUCGAAUCGGACUCGUGGAGAUAUGACGUCAUAUCUAUGCUACCCACUGAUAUAGCAUACUACUGGUGGAAGCCGGGAUCGUGCGACUAUAAUCGUUUGCCAUGCCCUGUUAUUGUGCGUCUCAAUCGUCUCUUUCGCAUGCCCCGAAUGUGGGUGUGGUUCGACCGCACCGAGACCGCCACCAGCUAUCCGAACGCUUUCAGGAUAUGCAAGGUCGUAAUGGCCAUCCUCGUACUUAUCCACUGGAAUGCGUGCAUAUAUUUUGUCAUAAGCUACGCUAUAGGCUUCGGCACAGACAACUGGGUUUACAAUAUAACAGGCACCCGUAAUGAAUCUCUAGCUCAUCAGUAUAUAUACAGUUUUUAUUGGUCCACCCUCACUCUAACUACAAUCGGGGAAACGCCACAACCGGAAAUCGAUGCUGAGUAUUUGUUUGUCGUGGCCGACUUUCUAGCGGGAGUUUUAAUUUUUGCCACGAUCGUCGGAAACAUCGGCUCCAUGAUUUCCAAUAUGAAUGUUGCAAGAGUUGAAUUCCAAAACAAAAUGGAUGGUGUCAAACAAUACAUGGCUUUUAGGAAAGUUAGCGGAGAAUUAGAAGCUAGAGUUAUCAGAUGGUUUGCAUAUACAUGGGCUCAAAGCGGUGCUUUAGAUGAGGAAAAUGUUUUGUCUUCUUUGCCCGACAAACUGAAAGCAGAAAUUGCUAUAAGAGUUCACAUGGAUACUCUGAAACAAGUUAAGAUAUUUCAAAACUGUGAACCAGGACUUUUGGAAGCAUUGGUUCUGAAACUGCGGCUUCAAGUUUUCAGUCCUGGAGAUUACAUAUGUCGUAAAGGCGACGUGGGGAAAGAAAUGUAUAUUGUCAAAAGAGGCAGAUUGCAAGUGGUCGCUGAUGACGGCAGGACAGUUCUGGCUACGCUAAGUGCCGGGUCUGUGUUUGGAGAAGUAAGUGUUCUAGAAAUUGCUGGAAAUGUGACAGGAAACCGACGAACGGCCAAUGUCCGGGCCCUUGGUUAUUCGGAUCUAUUUUGUUUGGCAAAACGAGACUUGUGGGAAGCCCUUGCUGACUAUCCUGAUGCUAGAGUGACAUUAACCGAAGUUGGAUGUGGACUUCUCCGCAAGGAUGGUCUAUUAGAUGAAAACAUAUUCAAAAAUGCACAAACCACCCAGAUGAGUUUAGAGGAAACAGUUCAAAAACUAGAAACUACAGUUGAAAUGUUGAAUAAUCGUUUACAAGGACUGUUAACCGAUGUUGGUGAAGAUCAGGCCAAAAUAAAGCAACGGAUCAACAAAAUUGAAGUCAGAGUAUUAGAAAAUGAGGAUGACAAUACGGAUUCAGAUGAUAUCACAUCAAUGGAGGCGUCUGAAUUGCGGAGCGAAAUCGCAAGGACGUGUGAUGUUUCGGGUUACAGUGAGAUACCUAUGAGUUCCACACACGACACAUCACUAUUUCUUCUCAGUAACCCCAUCCCUAUCCGAGAGAGGGGACACUCCCUGAGUGUUGAGAGGACCACGGAGUUACUCAAGUUUGCACCAGAACCACGCAGCAAAUCCCUGCGUUUGAAAAGGGUCCCCAAAGAUCUCAAGUGAACAAGUCAGGACUAUAAAUACCAAAUUUAGUUAUGUAUGUGAAAUGAAAAAAAAAAUGUAAAAAUUGUAAUUAUUUUUGAUACGGAAAGCUUUAUAGAUUUGAAUAGAAAAAUGAAGCAAACCAAUCAGCGUUUACGAGGGCAAGGAUUGUACUACAAUAGUACGAUACUGCGACUUCCAAUCGAUUCAUUAUUGAUAACGGUUGGUUUAUAUUUAAAACAAGUAUUGCAAUAUUUCUGGAAAGCAUAUUAAAAAUAUUGUCAAGUAGAAAUAUAUUUUUUCUAGGAAAACGUAAGUAUACGUAAUAUAUUUAUCUCUGUACUACACAAUAGUCUCGAUUUCUAUGCAAUGUUUAUUAUGCCUAAUUUUUAAAUUCGUUUAACAUCCAUAAAUAUAAGCUUAGUUACAAACACUGUCUAAAAUUAACAACAUAUCAAAAUGGUUUAAUUUAUUCAGUAUUUUAAUUCACAAAUAUCCAAAUUGAAAUCAUUAAAACUGUAGUUUGGUGUUGUAGGGCACAAUAGAAUAAUACUUAAAGUCCUAAUCUUAUAAAGCUGUGUGACGGGCCUUCUACAAUACUAUAUCUCAGGAGAACAAUCUCACGAGAUCAUUAGAGCGGGUCUUCCAAAUUAUAGACCACAGAAUCCUACUGCAAGUACUUAUUUAAAUAUAAUGUCAAGCAGUCUACAGAGGAGUCGAGAUGUCGAUCAAUUUUCAUUCAAACUAUACAACAAGAUACAUCCAAAUACAGAUUAUGAAAGAAAAUUAUUUUAUAAUAUCUAUGUAAUUUCCAUGUAUAGUUUUGCUAAUGUCCUCUUUAACAAUCAUCAUAGAAAAUAUAAUAAUAUCUUAAUACAUGUUAAAAUGUUUGAUGUACUAUCUAGGUAAAAAUAUAAUUUACUACUAUUCAUUGUUAGUUAAUGUAAGUAUAUAGUAUAUUUAUUUGUUUAAGCUAUAAAACGUGUGUCAAUAUAGAAAAUGGCUUUAACGUGAGGUGUUUUAAAGAUGACAUAUAUAGGGUUGUAAUGUAAAACAAGGAAUGAUGUUUUUGUACGGCAUUUCAGAAAUGUGUAAGUAAUGACUUGGCGUAGAUCUUGUGUAGAUUUUUGUAUUAUUAGAUAAAGAAUUAAUGCAAAUAUAUUAUAUUAACUUGUUUCACUAAUGGAUAACAGAAAUUAUAUCUGUUUCUGUCGAUUAGGUGAACUUCAUUUGUGUAUAUUUAUUAAUCUUCUAAAGUACAUCUUAACUUCUAUACAAGUCAGGUUGUUUUUAGAGUUCUUACAUAAUGUUAUAUUCAAUUUAGUAGUAUAAUAAUUAUUAUAUUAUAAAAAAAAUUGUUAUAUGUUUAGAAAAUAUUUAAGUGGAGAUUUUUGAUUUUUGAAAAAUAUUAUUUAUAUAAUAUUAAAUACCUAUGCAAUUCAUAUUGUUGUAAUUUAGGCCCUUCCUAGCCGCAGACUAAUAAAAAAUGGUAUGGUGGCGCCAUCACAUUUUUAUCAAUUCCGUUACUUGAUUAGCGGAAUAUAAAAUCUCGAAUCCGCUUAGUCCACUGUUGUGUAAUGAAACCGUUACAUAAUACAUUCUAAUGAAAUCUUUAAAGUAAUGUGGCAUAUUUUUGUAAUGUUAUGUUUUUAAUUUUCGCUAAUAAAAGUGAUGGUGGCGCACAUGCGGCCCCAAGACAGUGAAUAAACCCAGUCCGAAACAAUCCCAUAAUAUUCUUAUUUUGUCCAUAUGUGUAAAUGUAAUAUUACCAAUUAUAUCUACAUAGCCAUACGUAGCUCAUUGUCUCAUGGUCUGUCAUAGUUAUAGUAGUACCACAGUAUACGCUGCAUGCAACUUUAAUAUGUUAACAGUGAAUCAAAUCUAAAUGUGUGAUUUUAUCUAUAUAAAAUUAUUAAAAUAAAGAAUUAUCAA
Plodia interpunctella (Indianmeal moth) is the source of this 4418-nucleotide messenger RNA. RefSeq names its product cyclic nucleotide-gated cation channel subunit A-like. Gene Ontology annotation, molecular function: intracellularly cAMP-activated cation channel activity; protein-containing complex binding; intracellularly cGMP-activated cation channel activity. Gene Ontology annotation, biological process: monoatomic cation transmembrane transport. Bases 165 to 2507 code for a protein of 780 amino acids. Gene Ontology annotation, cellular component: intracellular cyclic nucleotide activated cation channel complex; plasma membrane. NCBI's taxonomy places the organism in Eukaryota, Metazoa, Arthropoda, Insecta, Lepidoptera, Pyralidae. The transcript is spliced from 10 exons. The record is from RefSeq and is a predicted model, not a curated record.